Arabis nemorensis is the source of this 615-nucleotide messenger RNA. The record is from the annotation of a GenBank genome assembly. NCBI's taxonomy places the organism in Eukaryota, Viridiplantae, Streptophyta, Magnoliopsida, Brassicales, Brassicaceae.
AUGGCUUUGCAGAUGCAGAGCUCCAAGCCUUUCACAAACUCCACGCCUUCGACCGCCGAUGCGCGCAGCCGGCUCUUCCCCCUCGGAACCGUCGUGAUUCGCCAGGAAAUGUUAACGGUGUGGCGGGGCGUCAGAUGCAGCGCCAAUGGAGUCGGAGGCGACGCCGGAAAGAAAAAGGCAGUUCCCAAUUCGAACUAUGUGGUGCCUAUGGACAAGUUCUCGUCCUCCUCGUCCAUCACUCGGCCUCUGAUCGAGAUACUUCGCGACCUCAACAAGAAGAUCCCUGACAACAUCGUCAAGGGCCACGAUCCUCGCUCCUCUGCCGCUUCUUCUGGCUUCAUCCCCUGGUACCAUGCAAAUCGGAUGCUCAGCUUCUACGCUCCCGGUUGGUGUGGGGAAGUUCGAGACGUCAUUUUCUCUGAGAAUGGUAAUGUCACGGUCGUUUAUCGUCUCACCAUUCGUGGCUCUGAUGGCGAGGCACAUCGUGAAUCGACUGGGACAGUAACGACGACUGAUGACCAAAUUGAGGAUCCAGUUGCUGCAGCUGAGGAAAUCGCAUUCUGCAGAGCAUGUGCUCGAUUUGGUCUCGGCUUGUAUCUGUAUCACGAACAGUAG